Molecule: messenger RNA, 3236 nt
Organism: Drosophila guanche
Lineage: Eukaryota; Metazoa; Arthropoda; Insecta; Diptera; Drosophilidae
Gene: ken
Product: transcription factor Ken
Exons: 3
Coding region: 783-2516 (577 amino acids)
Biological process (GO): regulation of transcription by RNA polymerase II
Cellular component (GO): nucleus
Molecular function (GO): RNA polymerase II cis-regulatory region sequence-specific DNA binding; protein binding; DNA-binding transcription factor activity
Source: RefSeq, a predicted model, not a curated record
AAUAGGCAGUGUUAACUCGCCCGCCGAGGCAACAAUUCAAAAAGCGCGCGCGCCUAGGAAACAAAUUCGAAAGAGAGGGAGAGAGAGAGAGAUCUCUUACACUCGCUUCGCUUCGCUCGCCCGCCAGAAAAAGUUUUACCAAUCAAGUUUUUUAUUUCGCAAUAAAACAAGCACGGAAAAAAGAAACAAAACUUCAACCUAGUUAAAGUUAAUGUCGCUGUCGUGGUGACCGUUUCGUGAGUGUGCUGUGCAUGUGCUUGUGUUGAGUUGAUCGCUGCGUCGCAGAAGAAGAAGAUGUGCAAGCAGGAAAAACAAAAGAGAAAUUGAAUACAAUUAAAGUCCGCGUUGAGUGGCCAAUAUAGUGACCGAAUAAAGCUUUAUGUGUUUUUAAAAAUAUGAAUAAUAGUACCACCAAAAGUCGUGUUCCCCCGCCCUCGAAGAUCACCAACUGCAUACACAUACACACGAAAGCUGGGUGUUGGUGUUGAAAUCGAAAUUGAAAGUUGUUGUGGGUGAGAAGAUCAGCCAACGGAAUAGAACGCGUCGCGUGUGUGUAUCCCUCACACACAUUCAUACUCAACACUCACACUCUUGCAUUCUUUGCACAUCGGAGCUGCUGUGGCCAAAAGAGAUUGUGAAAGGGGAAAGCUCGACUUGGACGCACACAUGUGCAAAGGCCCACGACGCACAUACACACGAACUCCUUGUACUGAUCGAGGAGCAGCAUAUCCAUUGAAUCGUAGUUUAGUGCAAAGGAUUAAACAAUAUUCGACCAAUUGCUAAUGAAAGAGUUUCAGAGAAUGUUGAUGUUGCAAUACAGCAAGCAUGGCGAGUGCAUACUCAAGGAAAUCGGAGCAGCGUUCCGGGGAGAGCACCCGGCGGACCUCACAAUCGUCUGCGAGAACAAAGUGAAGCUGCAUGCCCACAAACUGGUGCUGGCCGCCGCCAGUCCCCUCAUAAGAAACCUGUUGGAGGACACUCACCUGAGCGACUGCUCGACCACCGUCUACUUUCCGGACGUCAAUGCCACCUACUUUAAAUUCCUGCUGGACUUUCUGUACUCCGGACAGACGUGCAUCACCUCGCGCGACGUGAACUACCUGCACGAUCUGCUGCUGCUGCUGCAGAUCAAGUCCGACAGCUGGAAGACCACGGACUCUGCCUAUCUGAACAGCAAGUGUGGGAGCAUACGCGAGAGAUCGCGGAAGCAGUACUCAUCCUCGCAGAACCUCGACCAGACACUCAAGUAUGAGGUCGACAGUGUGGACGAGUCUAGGAAUGCGGCCGACUUUUCCGCCUGCUCGGCUGAGCACUGUGAGAGUGCUCCCGAAUGCGGGAGCGGGGAGGUGGCCAAGGAGGAGGACGACGACUGCAUGCACAAGGACAACAAAAGCGACAAAGACACGGAUGAAAUCGUAAAUCUCUCCAACGCGCCACCGAGUGGCGUCAGCAGCCACAGCAAUCACAGCAACACCAACAGCAACAGCAGUAACAACAACAACAAUAAUAACAACAACAAUUCUGCUAUAAAUCCAGUAAACCUUUCACUUGACCUCCGGACGAAAAGCGAGAACUCGGCCCGCAGUGACGCCAGCAGAACCAUCGGCUCCGGAUCGGAUCACAGCGGCGGCAUCGACCUGGCAGUCAACGCGAGCGAAAGCACAAAGCGAAAGGGAUUGUUCUUCGAAUCCCACAAGGAUGUGCUGAAGCCGUUGUCCGAUGGGUCUGACAUUAACAGCUCGCCGGAGAACUACGUGGUUACGCCCCAUCGAAAAAGACGACCUGGCUUUCACAACACUCAGAGCGACAAUCAGCCAUUCACCUCGUAUCAACAUAACCUGCUGGAGGAACUGCGGCUGGUCAAGUCGACGACAUCGCCCAUAUCUGGAUUUGGCUCGGAAAAGAAUAUGCUCGCCCAUCUGGAGGAUGGGGCACUCAACGGGGACACCAUGACGCCGGACCGAAAGCUACUCGAAUCGCAGAGGAAUCGUGCACAGAGCCCGGACAUGCCCAUGCAUUUGGGGCCCCAGUUCGUGUACCAGUGGCAGUCGAAUCAGAAUGCUGCGAUUUCCGCAAUGCCCAAUCUGCAGUCGCGACUCUCUAGUCUGUCCCACAUGAAUCUGGGGCUGGACCCGGAGGGUCGCAGCAGCUCCGCCUCCGGUUCGAACAUAGCCAGCAGCAACCCACACUCGUCGUCGGUGCGGGAGUACCGCUGCGAGUACUGCGGCAAACAGUUUGGCAUGUCCUGGAACCUCAAGACCCAUCUGCGCGUCCACACGGGCGAGAAGCCCUUUGCCUGCCGCCUCUGCGUGGCCAUGUUCAAGCAGAAAGCCCACCUACUCAAGCACCUGUGUUCGGUGCAUCGGAACAUCAUAACCACCACCAAUGGCACGGAUACGGAGAAUCGCUACAGCUGUUGCUUCUGCUCGAUGUGCUUUGAGUCGGUUCAGGAGCUGGUACGGCAUCUCUCCGGCCACCACAACAACCUGCUGCUGACCAAGAAUCUUCGCGAAUAACCUAACCGAUCUUUGAGUUGGCCGCCAAGCCAAUCCAAUCCAAUACUUGCAAAGAGACCUGAAUUUUAUAUAUAUGUAUAUUGUAUACAAACAAACAAACAUACGGUAAACAGUAACAGUAACAAGUAACAGAUUUAAUUACUUAUUUGUAUAAAUACCAUAUGUAAAAUGUACAUUUAAAUCGUAAGCUUACACAACAACAACAUUCACGUGACUGCUUGACUGGAUUCACGAUCUUCACUAUACCGUAAGCAUUAACGGUACGGUAAAAACACACAGCCAGAGAUGUGGGCUGGGGCGGAUCCAAGCCCCGAUGAGGGAAAGAGAGAGAGAGCGGCCAAACAAUUUGUUGUCUCUUUUAAAAUUGUUUUUGACUUGCAAACAGAACCCCCUUGUCCGCUAUCCACUUUUUGUAAAACGGCUGGUCCAUCCAUAAAUGGAACACUUAAUUUCUAAGCAUAUUUGUAUACAAAUGGUAUUGUAAUUUCUAUUUUAUUUUCUACCCCCGUCGUCUUACAUGAAACUCCUCCAUUUACACCUUCCACCCUACCUACACAUACAAUAUUUGAAUAAUUUUUAUACACUCUUUCAUGUUAAGAUUUUACAUAUUCCCUCCUAAAAUCGCCAAUAAAGUGUGUAAAUAGUACAGUAAAAAUUCGCAAGAUCGUAAUAAAAUCAGAAAAGCAUUUCAGUUUUGUCUAUAUUUUACAAGCAAAUUUA